Messenger RNA from Hemicordylus capensis (graceful crag lizard), 1332 nucleotides. RefSeq names its product olfactory receptor 6X1-like. The coding region runs from base 1 to 1332 and encodes 443 amino acids. Gene Ontology annotation, molecular function: G protein-coupled receptor activity; olfactory receptor activity. The record is from RefSeq and is a predicted model, not a curated record. Gene Ontology annotation, cellular component: membrane. The transcript has 3 exons. Gene Ontology annotation, biological process: G protein-coupled receptor signaling pathway. Lineage: Eukaryota; Metazoa; Chordata; Lepidosauria; Squamata; Cordylidae.
AUGUUGAUGAAUACAUCAACAGUGACUGAAUUUAUCCUGCUGGGAAUUCCCUUUUUUCCUGAUCUGCAUAGACUCUUCUUUGUCGUGGGACUCUUCAUGUACAUCGUAACCAUCGCAGGUAAUGGAAUCAUCCCCAUCUUAGUAGCCAGUGAUCGAAGGCUCCAGACACCAAUGUACAUCUUCCUGAGCAACCUUGCUUGUUUGGAGAUCUUCUAUACCACAACGGUUGUUCCUAAGAUGCUGCAGACGCUUUUAGAAUCACGGACGUCUAUUUGUUUCCAUUGCUGCAUGGCUCAGAGCUUCUUCCACUAUGUGUUUGGUGCCACGGAGCUUUUCAUCCUCACAGCGAUGUCCUUUGACCACUAUCUGGCCAUAUGCAAGCCGCUUCAAUACCCCAUGAUUAUGACCAAUCAGGUUUGCAUUCAGAUGUCCAUGGCCACCUGGUAUGGAGGAUUCAUCACAAUGAUUUUUAUAUUUGCUCCUUUUUGGUGUUUACCCUUCUGUGGCCCAAACAUCAUCGAUCAUUUCUACUGUGAUAUGGCUCCCAUCUUAAAUGUAGCUUGUGCCGAUACCAGUCUCAAUCAGUUGUUGCUGCUGGCAUGCUGUAUCCUCUUUGUUCUCAUGACCUUGAUCUUAAACACAGUUUCCUACAUCUUGAUCAUCUCCACCAUACUACGCAUUCCUUCAGCUGUGGGGCGCAAGAAGGCAUUCUCCACCUGCGCCUCUCAUUUGAUUGUGGUGUACAUAUUGUAUGGAGCCCUGCUCUUCAUAUACAUGAGGACAAACACACUUUCCUCGCCUCGCAUAACCAGGGUAGUAGCAAUUUUGAACACCACCCUCACCCCCAUGCUGAAUCCAUUCAUAUAUAUGAUAAGGAAUGCAGAGGUGAAAGCAGUUAUCAAGCACAUCAUUCCACAAACUUAUUUCAAGAAGCAGAAGCAGAAGCAGCAGAAGAAGAGUGGGGUACAUCUCCUGCAGCGGAUGAGCAUGGAGAAGAGUUGGAAGAUUUCCCUGGUGGCCUUGCUGUCUGCCCACUUGCACUGGGUAAGUGGACUGUUGACUGUGAAGCAGAGUCCCCCAUUGUUGGAGGUCUCCGAAGGGCAGAACACUACCCUCACCUGCUCGGUCUCCAUGAGCGACUUGUAUUGGUACCAGCAGCUUCCCGGUGAAAAGCCCACCAUGCUGAUGCACGUCUUCGGCAGUGGCAGAAAACACGAGGGGAAGCAUUUCAUGGGGCAGUUCUAUUCACAGAAAAGGGAAGGCUAUCUGUACAUCAUAGAUGCUCAGCUGGAACAGGGAGCCAACUAUCUCUGCGCUGAGGAGGCACAGUGA